UGUCUCUUUCGUUCCUUUAUUUUUUUUUCUCCCUCCAGAGAGAAACUGGUCGGUCCAAUGCUCUCUUGAACACUAAAAAAGAAUCUUCCAUUUCCCCAAAUCUUUCCUUCCUUUUCCUCUCCAAGAAAGAAAAAAAGAAAAUUAAAGUUUGGGUUAUGGACGGCGGUGCUUCCUACAACCCACGUACCGUUGAAGAAGUCUUUCGAGAUUUCAAGGGUCGUCGAGCUGCCAUGAUUAAAGCUCUCACUUCUGUUUGUUUGUUUACUUUUCUGGGUUUGGCGUUGCUUGCAGACGUGGAGGAGUUUUACAAGCAGUGCGAUCCAGAGAAGGAGAAUCUUUGCCUUUAUGGAUAUCCCAGUGAGCAGUGGGAGGUGAAUUUACCAGCUGAAGAGGUGCCUCCGGAGCUUCCGGAGCCUGCGCUGGGUAUUAACUUUGCCAGAGACGGGAUGCAAGAAAAGGACUGGUUGUCUUUGGUUGCCGUACACAGUGACGCGUGGUUACUUGCUGUGGCUUUCUAUUUUGGUGCUAGGUUCGGAUUCGAUAAAGCUGAUAGGAAGCGUCUUUUCAAUAUGAUAAAUGAUCUUCCGACAAUAUUCGAAGUUGUGACAGGAGUAGCUAAGAAACAGACAAAGGAAAAAUUGGCAGUUUCAAAUCACAGCAGCAACAAAUCUAAAUCAAACUCUAAGCGAGGAUCCGAAUCUCAACCCAAGUAUUCGAAGGCAGCGGUGGCAAAAGAUGAGGUUGAAGACGGUAUGGAAGAGGAAGACGAGGAGGAGGAGGAGCACGGAGAGACGUUAUGUGGGGCCUGUGGAGAGUAUUAUGCAGCUGAUGAAUUCUGGAUUUGCUGUGACAUCUGCGAGAAAUGGUUCCAUGGGAAGUGCGUUAAGAUUACGCCGGCAAGAGCCGAGCACAUUAAGCAGUACAAAUGCCCGUCGUGCAGCAACAAGAGAGCACGACCUUGACUACGGUUGCGCUCGGUGGUUCGUGUUAUGUGAAUUCGGAUAUCGUGGAGUUUCUAACUGUCUAGUAGGUAAUGUGGUAGUCAGUUGUCAAUGUGUCGCGUUUAAUGUAGGAGAGCUAUGUUUACGUAGAAUGUAUGGAGGUCGUGAACUUGCUGUUUAAUUUGAUUAUAAAAUUGGCUAUUUAUAACCCUUUCUUUCUUCAAUUGGAAGGGAG
Messenger RNA from Hibiscus syriacus, 1176 nucleotides. Its product is annotated as PHD finger protein ALFIN-LIKE 4-like. Bases 156 to 962 code for a protein of 268 amino acids. Gene Ontology annotation, biological process: regulation of DNA-templated transcription. The record is from RefSeq and is a predicted model, not a curated record. The transcript is spliced from 5 exons. Lineage: Eukaryota; Viridiplantae; Streptophyta; Magnoliopsida; Malvales; Malvaceae. Gene Ontology annotation, molecular function: transcription cis-regulatory region binding; histone binding; transcription coregulator activity. Gene Ontology annotation, cellular component: nucleus.